This is a messenger RNA of Humulus lupulus (European hop), 1947 nucleotides long. RefSeq names its product high affinity nitrate transporter 2.4-like. Gene Ontology annotation, cellular component: plasma membrane; plant-type vacuole membrane. Lineage: Eukaryota; Viridiplantae; Streptophyta; Magnoliopsida; Rosales; Cannabaceae. The transcript is spliced from 4 exons. The record is from RefSeq and is a predicted model, not a curated record. Gene Ontology annotation, molecular function: nitrate transmembrane transporter activity. Gene Ontology annotation, biological process: cellular response to nitrate; nitrate transmembrane transport. Bases 86 to 1693 code for a protein of 535 amino acids.
UUCAUUAAUUCCAAAACAACUACUCCUAAACCUAAUACAAUAUAGCUAGCUAGCAACUUAUUAUUAUUAGCCAGAAAAAAAAAAUAUGGCUGACACUAUUGAAGGUAUAGGAGAGCCUGGAAGCUCCAUGCAUGGAGUCACCGGAAGAGAGCAGACCUUCGCUUUCUCGGUUGCUUCUCCGAUGGUCCCGACCGAUACGACGGCGAAGUUCGAUUUGCCUGUGGAUUCAGAACACAAGGCUAAAGUGUUUAAGCUCUUCUCCUUGGCUAAUCCCCACAUGAGAACCUUCCACCUCUCUUGGAUUUCCUUCUUCACCUGCUUCGUCUCUACAUUCGCAGCGGCCCCUCUCGUCCCCAUUAUCCGGGACAACCUUAAUCUCACCAAAGUUGACAUCGGAAACGCCGGCGUUGCCUCUGUCUCCGGCAGUAUCUUCUCUAGGCUCGUGAUGGGAGCAGUUUGCGAUCUUUUGGGACCAAGAUAUGGAUGCGCUUUUCUCAUCAUGCUCUCCGCGCCGACAGUGUUUUGCAUGUCAUUUGUCUCCUCAGCCGGUGGGUACACCGCGGUGCGUUUCAUGAUUGGUUUUUCUUUGGCGACGUUCGUGUCGUGCCAAUACUGGAUGAGCACCAUGUUCAAUAGUAAGAUCAUAGGGCUAGUCAAUGGGACCGCCGCUGGGUGGGGAAACAUGGGCGGAGGAGCCACGCAACUUCUCAUGCCCGUGGUGUACGAGUUGAUCCGGAAAGCUGGGGCGACACCGUUUACAGCUUGGAGGAUUGCCUUCUUCAUCCCUGGAUGGCUUCAUGUGAUCAUGGGUAUUUUGGUCUUAACACUUGGCCAGGACUUGCCCGAUGGGAACCUUGGUGCCCUACAGAAGAAGGGUGAUGUUGCCAAAGACAAAUUCUCCAGGGUGUUAUGGUAUGCCAUUACCAACUACAGGACAUGGAUCUUUGUCCUUCUCUACGGCUACUCCAUGGGUGUUGAAUUGUCCACUGAUAAUGUUAUCGCUGAAUACUUCUAUGACAGGUUCAAUCUCAAGCUACACACCGCUGGUAUCAUAGCCGCUUCAUUCGGUAUGGCUAACCUUUUGGCUCGUCCCUUCGGCGGCUGGGCCUCAGACGUGGCGGCUCGACAUUUCGGCAUGAGAGGCAGACUAUGGACCCUUUGGAUCCUCCAAACCAUGGGAGGUGCCUUCUGCAUUUGGCUAGGCCGCGCCAACACCCUCCCCCUCGCCGUGUUCUCCAUGAUCCUCUUCUCAAUCGGAGCUCAAGCAGCUUGCGGCGCAACAUUCGGCAUCAUCCCCUUCGUCUCCCGGAGAUCCCUGGGAAUCAUAUCAGGCUUGACUGGAGCCGGAGGAAACUUCGGGUCCGGGUUGACCCAACUAGUUUUCUUCUCCACUUCGAGAUUUUCUACCGCUACAGGAUUGUCCCUUAUGGGGGUAAUGAUUUGUGCUUGUACUUUACCUGUGACCCUAGUCCAUUUCCCACAGUGGGGUAGCAUGUUCCUUCCUCCUUCCAAGGACGUGGUCAAGGCUACCGAAGAGUCUUACUAUGAAGCUGAGUGGACUGAGGAGGAAAAGGCCAAGAAUUUGCACCAGAACAGUAUCAAGUUUGCCGAGAACAGCAGGUCGGAGCGUGGACGACGCGUUGCUUCGGCUCCAACUCCACCAAAUGUUACACCUUCCCACGGUCAUGUUUGAAGAGAAAUAUAUAGUAUAUACUACGAAUCUGAAUUACAUGUGUUUCUUGAGUCAACACAUUUAAGACAUAAAUUGUACGUAACCUCUGUCUACCGUUCUUUUUGGUAGUUCAAUUGAGACAAGGACAAGAAAUGAAGACUCAGUAUUUAUAGUCUUAUAAUAUCUCUCCAAAUAUUUGCUCAUUAGACCUAUAAAUUUAAAUGGUCAUGAUUGAAAAUUACACCCCAAAUCUCAUUUUGGCUCAUUAUCAACUA